ACAAGCCCCUAUAUAAACAUUGUUGCAGGACAGACCGCAGAGCUUGGCAGCUGGUGAGAAGGCAGUCAGACGCGCAAGUGUCCAGACAGUUGCUUUUGCAAACAAUAACUACAACAACAUCGACAAUAGACACUGACGAGCGACGUCUUAAAAUAACAUCUGACCCGAGGAGCAGCUCAUCCUGUUGCAGAGGUCAAACAUGCCUUCUCUCUCGGCACCCAGUGAUUUCAGCAGCUCACCCCCUUCUCCAGUGGACGGCAGCACCAGAAGGUUGUCCUGGGGCAAGCUGGUGCAAAAACUGGCCGAUUUCAACACAUCUCACGGCAGCAGAAUGGAGUCGGUGUCCACCAAUGGCAGCAGGAGUGAUCUCUCAGAUUCGGGGUCAGACUUCUCCUGUGAACUCAUGCCGUCUAAUGAAGACCUGUUCUACGGUCCAAUGGAGGAGACGAUCCUGAAAGAAGUAGUGGACCUUAUUGAAGGAAGCCUCAGAGACGCCAAAGACUCAGACUGCGCCUUGCGAUGCACUAAACUGCUCAUCCCAGAGAGGCUUCUGGAGCACAUCGGGCAGGAGCUCCUCCAUCUCGCAGCUAGCGAGCCCUGCGGAUUGAGGGGGGCUCUCAUUGACCUCUGUGUGGAGCAAGGUGCCGCCUGCGAGAGCAUGGGACAGAUAUCCGUGGACCCCUACCUGGUCCCCACCUUUCAGCUGACUCUGGUGCUGAGGCUGGAGUCAGAGGGGCUGUGGCCUAAAAUCCAGGGACUUUUUAGCACAAAGUCUCCUUCCACUCCAGUUGUGAGACAAGUUAUUAAACUUAGUACAGGAUUCUGUGUGAUCAAGAAGAAACUGUAUAGUUCUGAAGAACUGCUUAUUGAGGAAUGUUGAGAAGAGACUGCUUCAUUGUCUGUGUCCAGCAAAGCUCACAUAAGGGCCUGGUUACUUAAUCCAUAAGUAUAUAAUGCCUUUUGAAGUGUAAGGACUGGCUCAUGGUGUAGCCUGUUAUCCCUACUGUAAAGGGAGUGGCAUUCAUGGUACCUGGGGCCCAAGUUUCUUUAAAGUUGCUCUUCGCUGACAUUCAGAAUUUUUCCAUUGUAAUGUGUAAGCAUCACGCCGUACGUGGUGGACAGGCAUUUUGUGUGUAUUACCUCAGUUUCUAUUGAAACCAUCAAAUGGCAGCUACCUAUACAAUUGCAGUCCUUAAGGAUCAUUGCAUUCUUUCUGUUAAAGCAAAGGAUUGAACUGUUCACCAAGCGACCUGUAGUAACUGCUUGAAUUUUAGACAUUGACUUGUGCAGCUUAUGUUCAAGCUCCUCCUUUAACUUCAUCCUGUUCUGCUUUCAACUUUAUUUAUUUGAUAUUCAAAUACUCAUAACAUUGCACUUUUUUUUUACUUUCGUGGUUGCAAAUAAAUUAUUUUUUUUUACAA
Molecule: messenger RNA, 1421 nt
Organism: Betta splendens (Siamese fighting fish)
Lineage: Eukaryota; Metazoa; Chordata; Actinopteri; Anabantiformes; Osphronemidae
Gene: ddit4
Product: DNA-damage-inducible transcript 4
Exons: 3
Coding region: 200-880 (226 amino acids)
Biological process (GO): response to hypoxia; apoptotic process; negative regulation of TOR signaling
Cellular component (GO): cytoplasm
Molecular function (GO): 14-3-3 protein binding
Source: RefSeq, a predicted model, not a curated record